AUGGUUUACAUGGUCAACAAGGUUUACCCGGUCAACAAGGUUAACAUGCUCAGCAAGGUUUACACUGUCAACAAGGUUUACACGGUCAACAAGGUUUAUAUGGUCAACAAGGUUUACCCGGUCAACAAGGUUUACCGAGUCAAAAAGGUUUACACGGACAACAAGGUAAACAUGGUCAACAAGGUUUACACGGUCAACAAGGUUUACACGGUCAACAAGGUUUACACGGUCAACAAGGUAUACACGGCCAACAAGGUUUACACUAUCAACAAGGUUUUCACGGUCAACAAGGUUUACACGGUCAACAAGGUUUACCCGGUCAACAAGGUUUACACGGACAACAAGGUGUACAUGGUCAAUAAAGUUUACACGGUCAACAAGGUUUACACGGUCAACAAGGUUUACACGGACAACAAGGUGUACAUGGUCAAUAAAGUUUACACGGUCAACAAGGUUAACACGGUCAACAAGGUAUACACGGCCAACAAGGUUUACACUGUCAACAAGGUUUACACGGUCAACAAGGUUUACACGGUCAACAAGGUUUACCCGGUCAACAAGGUUUACACGGACAACAAGGUGUACAUGGUCAAUAAAGUUUACACGGUCAACAAGGUUUACCCGGUCAACAAGGUUUACACGGACAACAAGGUGUACAUGGUCAAUAAAGUUUACACGGUCAACAAGGUUUACCCGGUCAACAAGGUAUACACGGCCAACAAGGUUUACACGGUCAACAAGGUUUGCACUGUUAACAAGGUUUACACUGUCAACAAAGUUUACACGGUCAACAAAGUUUACACGGUCCACAAGUUUUACACGAUCAACAAGGUUUAA
Molecule: messenger RNA, 837 nt
Organism: Mya arenaria
Lineage: Eukaryota; Metazoa; Mollusca; Bivalvia; Myida; Myidae
Exons: 1
Coding region: 1-837 (278 amino acids)
Source: RefSeq, a predicted model, not a curated record